CAAAGAGAUAGUGGCGUGUUCCCCUCUCCAUAUUCAGCCGCCACUUUUUCUCUUCUUCUCCUCUAAUCUCGUUCUUGUAUAUAUAUAUAUAUAUAUAUAAACACAUUACCAUAAACUUAUACUCUCUUUUGAUCCAUCUAUUGAUUUUGAUUCUCUGUUUUAUCCGGAAGUCUAAAUUGGAUGGUGAUAAAGGGAAUGCGUGUUGGUAAGUACGAGCUUGGGAGGACACUCGGAGAGGGAAAUUCCGCAAAAGUUAAAUUUGCUAUAGAUACUCUUACCGGCGAAUCAUUCGCCAUCAAAAUCAUCGAGAAGUCGUGUAUCACACGUCUUAACGUCUCUUUUCAGAUUAAGAGAGAGAUUCGAACACUCAAAGUUUUGAAGCAUCCAAACAUUGUCCGAUUACAUGAGGUAAUAAUACUACUUGUAAUGCUUCAUUUUAUGUAGAAACUCAAUUACUGCUCGAGGCAAUAUGAAUUCGAUUCAAAUUUUGGUAUCAGAUUUUUGAGAUAUACUUUGAUUAAACGAUAAUAAUGUUUUGAUGAAAGACCAAACAUUAAACCUAUGAAAGUUUUUUUGUUAGCUUGCGUAGAACGGUAGAAGUAUAUUAAAAAGUUAACCGUCAUUUUGGUAAAUUAAUAUAUUAUUUUUCGUUUUGUUUUUUUGUAACUAGUUUUAUUCGUGACCACGCAAUUGCCUCUUCACGUUGCUUAUUAGCCCUACGUAACGUAUACAAUAAUUAUUUUCAAAUACUUUGUCCUCCUGACUAAUUCAUUGGCAGUCGACAAUAGAUGUGAUGACCAUGACCUAUUCAAUUAUGAGGUAGGUCCCAAAAAAUCGACCCAUUUGGGGUAAUGACCAUGGCAAUGCAAUCAUCAUCACAAUUUCCUUAUCGUUGGGAUUAAAUUCCAAUCUUUUUCAUGCUUACCUCAUAAGCGAUAACUGUUAAAUCUUACUCAAAACUCGUUUUCUACAUUUCAAUUACGUGAACACACUUUAAUAUUUUCAAAUGGUAUUUGCUGGAAUGAUAGUGGUUGACUUCAAAAAAUUUCAAAAUCAGAAUGUCUACAUUGACGAUUACUUAUCUUGCAAGCAACCAAUAAGGUUUGGAUUUUGAAUUAACGGAGACUUGGUCCUCGUUUUUUUUUUUGACAAUGGAAUUUUAUUUUUUAGUGUAGAUAUAUCACGUUUGUUCUUCCUAAUUUAGGAUUCUCCUAUCUCUUUCAAAAACAUCCCUAAAGGCCUAAGCAGAUUAUAAUAUCCUUGAUAUGCACAAUUCUUUAUUGUUCACUUGUAGGUCUUGGCUAGCAAAACCAAGAUUUACAUGGUUCUGGAAUGUGUCACUGGAGGAGACUUAUUUGACAGAAUUGUCUCGAAAGGAAAGCUUUCGGAAACACAAGGACGAAAAAUGUUUCAGCAGUUGAUUGAUGGAGUCAGCUAUUGUCAUAACAAGGGCGUUUUUCACAGGGAUCUCAAGCUAGAGAAUGUUCUUCUUGAUGCAAAGGGUCACAUUAAGAUCACUGAUUUUGGCCUUAGUGCUCUGUCUCAACAUUAUAGGGAAGAUGGGUUGCUACAUACAACUUGUGGUAGUCCUAACUAUGUCGCGCCUGAGGUUCUAGCUAAUGAGGGCUAUGAUGGUGCAGCAUCAGAUAUAUGGUCAUGUGGAGUAAUCUUGUAUGUUAUUCUUACGGGAUGUCUCCCUUUUGAUGAUGCAAACCUUGCAGUUAUUUGCCGGAAGAUAUUCAAAGGGGAUCCCCCAAUACCUAGAUGGAUAUCACUGGGAGCUAAAACUAUGAUCAAGAGAAUGCUUGAUCCUAAUCCAGUCACGAGGGUGACAAUCGCAGGUAUAAAGGCUCAUGAUUGGUUUAAACAUGACUACACUCCUUCAAACUACGAUGACGACGAUGAUGUAUACUUGAUCCAAGAAGAUGUUUUUAUGAUGAAGGAAUAUGAAGAAGAGAAGAGCCCUGAUUCUCCAACCAUUAUCAACGCUUUUCAGUUGAUUGGAAUGUCCUCGUUUCUCGACCUCUCAGGUUUCUUUGAGACAGAGAAAUUAUCAGAGAGGCAGAUAAGAUUCACGUCAAAUAGUUUAGCUAAAGAUUUGUUGGAGAACAUCGAAACGAUUUUCACGGAGAUGGGCUUUUGUUUACAGAAGAAACAUGCAAAGUUAAAAGCAAUCAAAGAAGAAAGCACUCAAAAAAGGCAAUGCGGUUUAUCGGUAACGGCUGAGGUUUUCGAGAUAAGUCCGUCCCUGAAUGUGGUUGAACUAAGAAAAUCACAUGGCGAUUCGUCUCUAUAUAAACAGUUGUACGAGCGAUUAUUGAAUGAGCUGGGCUCAUCAUCACAAGUACAGGAGCUUUUAGCGUAGCCAAUAGCAGAAAUUAUGUCAGCCUAUUCUAAAAUAUUUGAAUCCGGGAUGCUAGAGACAUUUUCAAUGUUCUUGAUCACUGGAUCUAUGUACAAAAAACUAUAUUUUUUUGUGUAUAUUUUUAGUUAGUUCAUUAGCUUAGUUCAGGACCGGUCCUGCUCUUGUAACACAGCUUCUUUAAAUUCAUGUACCUGGCUCCUUAUGAAGAUGCUCAUAGCAGCAAUUCAUUUUUUAAGGUGGUAAUUACAUCAGUAUACUCCCUCCGUUUCAUAAUAUAAGUUGUUUUAGAUCAAAUUUUUUGUUUUACUUUAUAAGUUGUUUUCAAGUUUCUAUAAAAAUU
Arabidopsis thaliana (thale cress) is the source of this 2705-nucleotide messenger RNA. RefSeq names its product CBL-interacting protein kinase 17 (gene CIPK17). Bases 1322 to 2365 code for a protein of 347 amino acids. The record is from RefSeq and is marked reviewed. The transcript is spliced from 10 exons. Gene Ontology annotation, biological process: signal transduction. Gene Ontology annotation, molecular function: protein serine kinase activity; ATP binding; protein kinase activity. Lineage: Eukaryota; Viridiplantae; Streptophyta; Magnoliopsida; Brassicales; Brassicaceae.